UAAAAAUAUCACAAAUAAAGAACUAAAACAAAUAAAAACGAACUUUAAUAAAAUCCCAUAUCUUGUUUCUCUCUCUCUCUCAAAGUUAGUAUCUCAGUACCUUUACGCUUUGUUUGUCUCUAUCUUCUUCCUGAUAUUCAGAGAAUGGUUUCAUCAGAUGAUUGGACGAAGUGUGCGAUGAGAGAUGGAGAAGUGGUGGCAGAGCUUUUGGUGAAGCUUAAAGAAGCCAAAGUAAUCAAGAAUCCGAUUGUAACAGCGCUCCGGUGGGGAAUCCAACAGCCAAGGUCUCGGUGUCCAAGAAAAGAAUCUGAAUCUAGAUGUAGUCCAAGUACACCACUAUCUUGGAGUGGUGGUUGUGGUGGUUCUUCUUCUUCUCCAUCUGGUUAUGUCGAUGGUUACGAAGCUACUAGUCGUCAAAUCAGUGCCGUUGGAUCUAGAUCCAAGAACAUUUCAUCACUUAGAUCACCAUUCAGCGAGCGAGGCAUCGAGAAUAAUAACUUGAAGAGAAUGAAGAUGAAUCAUAUUCAGAAUUUGGCAAAGGAUGAGAAUUGCAAGACAGAUGGCAAUUUCUUGCUACCAGAUUUGAAUAUAGUGCCAUGUGACGAAAAUAGUGACCACUAUACGUCUUUAGGUGUGGAAACAACACUAUAUGGGAUAAGGAUUAUAAGGUGAAAGAAGCUCACUUAAUCCAUGAGAAAGUGGUUUUGAGAAUGUUUAAGCUGAUCUGAUCAUCUUUGACUCGGCUUUUUAAAAGGGUUCGCGCCACGCAUGAGCUCGAAAAGACAAAGAGUAUAAAUUCCUCAAGGAAGUUUCCUUUGUGUGGUGGUUCUAUAUAUGAAGAUCAUCAGCAAAUGUGUAAGAUAGAUAAAACAAAGAGAAGAAUAUAAUUUCUGGUUGUUUCUUUGUAGCAAUAACAAAAACAGAUAUUUUGUAUUGAUUGUCUAUAUUUGCACAAGUGGUAAAAUGUCCCUUUUCAGCAAGAAAACAAAACAGUUGAACACAAAACCUAAAAUGUCUCUUUCAA
Arabidopsis thaliana (thale cress) is the source of this 1024-nucleotide messenger RNA. RefSeq lists its product as uncharacterized. Bases 145 to 672 code for a protein of 175 amino acids. The record is from RefSeq and is marked reviewed. The transcript is spliced from 3 exons. Lineage: Eukaryota; Viridiplantae; Streptophyta; Magnoliopsida; Brassicales; Brassicaceae.